Molecule: messenger RNA, 801 nt
Organism: Pestalotiopsis fici W106-1
Lineage: Eukaryota; Fungi; Ascomycota; Sordariomycetes; Amphisphaeriales; Sporocadaceae
Product: Cleavage and polyadenylation specificity factor subunit 5
Exons: 2
Coding region: 1-801 (266 amino acids)
Cellular component (GO): mRNA cleavage factor complex
Molecular function (GO): mRNA binding
Source: RefSeq, a predicted model, not a curated record
AUGUCGACGGUCACGGCAACAGCAUUGCAAUCGGGCCAACCCCCCAUCAUCCCACUCGAGUUCAACGGCAACCAACCCAAGACCAUCCGACUCUACCCGCUUUCCAACUACACAUUUGGCGUCAAGGAGACUCAGCCCGAGGAGGAUCCAUCGGUGAUAGCCCGUCUGAAGCGUCUCGAAGAGCACUACUCAGAGCAUGGCAUGCGGAGAACCUGCGAAGGCAUCCUCGUUUGUCACGAGCACAACCACCCGCACAUUCUGAUGCUGCAGAUCGCCAAUGCCUUUUUCAAAUUGCCGGGCGACUAUCUACGACCAGAGGAUGACGAAGUCGAGGGCUUCAAGUCGCGGUUGGAUGAGCGCCUGGCGCCAGUGGGCAGACUCGGCGAGGGUGUUGAGCCCGGCAACUGGCAGGUCGGGGACUGCCUCGCACAGUGGUGGCGGCCAAACUUUGAGACGUUCAUGUAUCCCUUCAUCCCAGCACAUGUGACGCGGCCAAAGGAGUGCAAGAAGCUCUAUUUCAUUGAGCUGCCAGAAUACAAGGUCCUCAGCGUGCCAAAGAAUAUGAAACUUUUGGCUGUGCCCCUGUUCGAGCUCUACGACAACACGGCACGAUAUGGUCCCCAGCUUUCGGCCAUUCCCCAUUUACUUAGUCGGUACAACUUUGAAUUCGUCGAUGAAAGCGGAAAUAUUGUUGCAGCCACGCCUGGUACGGGCCCCGAGGGUUUUGUACCACAGACACACGUCCUCGCCGGUGGCGAUGAGGAUAUGCGGGAUGCCAAAGACGAGAAUGGCGGAAGCUGA